Molecule: messenger RNA, 1154 nt
Organism: Papaver somniferum (opium poppy)
Lineage: Eukaryota; Viridiplantae; Streptophyta; Magnoliopsida; Ranunculales; Papaveraceae
Product: protein LOL2-like
Exons: 7
Coding region: 299-859 (186 amino acids)
Source: RefSeq, a predicted model, not a curated record
CAUUCUUCCCCAAGAGAAGAAGAAAAAAAAGGGAUUAAUGUCCUUCCAAUAUUUCACUAUUUCCUUUCGACAAAUUUCGUGGAAUGUUAUUCGGUAGAAUUUUAAUUUCUAGGGUUCAUAUCUUUUAUAUUUAUAUUGGGGUUUCUCCGUUAAAUUAAACAUAUCAUAGAAGAAAUCGAUUUGGUUGAACACAAAAAGAAUAUCUUUCUGUUUUCUCAGAUCCUAAUUUUGGGCUUCGAUCGGGCACUCCCGGUCGUAGCUAUCACUAUUCAGAUCGUUUCUCUUCACUCUCUCAGUUAUGCAGAGCCAGCUUGUUUGUAGUGGUUGUAGGAGUGUUCUUCUUUAUCCUAGAGGGGCUGCAAAUGUUUGCUGUGCAAUAUGUAAUACGAUUACUGCACCCACAGUUCCACCUCCUGGAAUGGAUAUGUCCCAGCUCACAUGUGGAGGUUGCCGAACAUUGCUAAUGUACGCGCGUGGGGCAACAAGUGUGAGAUGCUCCUGCUGUCACACAAUUAAUCUUGCCAGACCACCAGCACCAGCACCAGCACCUAAUCCAGUCGCACAUGUCAACUGCGGUCGGUGCCAUAUAACACUUAUGUAUCCGUAUGGAGCACCAUCAGUUAAAUGUGCUGUUUGUCAGUAUGUUACGAGUACAGGGAUGAGUGCGCCAACACCAAAUAGCAAUGGUCAAGUGAAUAGACCCAAUUGGUCCUCAACCACGCCUACACCUAUGCCCUCUACGUCGGCAGCCAUGCGAACCCACAGCCAAACUGUUGUCGUUGAGAAUCCCAUGUCAGUCGAUGAAAGCGGGAAACUGGUGACCAACGUUGUUGUCGGAGUAACAUCGGAAAAAAAAUGAUUUGGGAGACUUCUAUUGAAUGAAGUUGCUCUAUAUAUUUGUAUUGAAACCUUUUUGGUGGUAUAAGAUAUUGUUUGUAUAAGUUGGACAUUGAUAUAUGUGUGAAGUGCUCAAAUAUAAACAGAAUUUGGUUGUUGGUUGGUAAAUAUAAAAAGUUUGGAAGUGAGAAAUGGUUCUUUUAAGUGUCUCUGACUCUCUGUAUUUUUAUUUUUCAUAUGUUUUUUACUGUAAUACAAGUUAAUACAGAUUUUAUCUACUAUAUUAAAUUAAAAUAUUGAUCAAAGAUUGUUACAAA